Messenger RNA from Lethenteron reissneri (Far Eastern brook lamprey), 2049 nucleotides. RefSeq names its product serine-aspartate repeat-containing protein I-like. Lineage: Eukaryota; Metazoa; Chordata; Hyperoartia; Petromyzontiformes; Petromyzontidae. The record is from RefSeq and is a predicted model, not a curated record. Gene Ontology annotation, molecular function: protein binding.
UGGUUUCUGACGUUUCUCCCAAUUACCACGACUUCACGGUGACACCCCCCCCUCCGCCCGUCACCCUCCACAAUCCCAACCCGACCCACAGCCCCACCUCCGCACCCCCACAAAACAUCGUGUGCGUGGCCCUCAGCUCCAGCAGCCUGCUGGUCAGCUGGGAGCCGCCACCCGCACACGACGGCGGCAGCAGCAGCAGCAUCACGGGGUACACGGUCGCAUACAGGGAGCUGCCCAGCCAAGGCGCAGACGCAGCAGACGACCAACAAGGGGACACACUAGCUGACGAACUAUGGGACGCACCAGCUGACGCACUAGCUGACGCACUAUGGGACGUACUAGCUGACGAACCAGCUGACGCACUAGCUGACGCACUAUGGGACGUACUAGCUGACGAACCAGCUGACACACUAGCUGACGCACUAGCUGACGAACCAGCUGACGCACUUGCUGAUGAACCAGCUGACACACUAGCUGACACACUAGCUGACGCACUUGCUGACGAACCAGCUGACGAACCAGCUGACACACCAGCUGACGCACUAGGGGACGCACUAGCGGACGAACCAGCUGACAAACUAGCUGACGCACUAGCUGACGAACCAGCUGACACACCAGCUGACGCACUAGGGGACGCACUAGCGGACGAACCAGCUGACAAACUAGCUGACGCACUAGCUGACGCACUAGCUGACAAACCAGCUGACACACUAGCUGACGCACUCGUGGACACACUAGCUGACGCACUAUGGGACGUACUAGCUGACGAACCAGCUGACACACUAGCUGACGAACCAGCUGACGCACCAGCUGACGCACCAGCUGACGCACUUGCUGACACACUAGCUGACGCACUAGCUGACGAACCAGCUGACGCACUUGCUGACGAACCAGCUGACGAACCAGCUGACACACCAGCUGACGCACUAGGGGACGCACUAGCGGACGAACCAGCUGACAAACUAGCUGACGCACUAGCUGACGAACCAGCUGACACACCAGCUGACGCACUAGGGGACGCACUAGCGGACGAACCAGCUGACAAACUAGCUGACGCACUAGCUGACGCACUAGCUGACAAACCAGCUGACACACUAGCUGACGCACUCGUGGACACACUAGCUGACGCACUAUGGGACGUACUAGCUGACGAACCAGCUGACGCACCAGCUGACGCACCAGCUGACGCACCAGCUGACGCACCAGCUGACGCACCAGCUGACGCACUAUGGGACGUACUAGCUGACGCACUAGCUGACGAACCAGCUGACGAAUCAGCUGACGAAUCAGCUGACGCACCAGCUGACGCACUAGCUGACAAACCAGCUGACGCACUAGCUGACAAACCAGCUGACGAACCAGCUGACGCACCAGCUGACGCACUAUGGGACGCACUAGCUGACGCACUAGCUGACGAACUAGCUGACGAACCAGCCGACGAACCAGCCGACGCACCAGCUCACGCACCAGCCGACGCACCAGGGGACGAAGCGAACGUCACGGGCGGGCGGCCGAGCGGGGGAAGGGGUGGCUGGUGCCGGACGCCGCGGCAGCCCGCGGACGUGAGGAGCGUGACGCUGAGCGGGCUGCUGCCCGAGGGGGCCCUGUACGAGGUGACGGUGCGGGCCCACACGGCGGUUGGCCCGGGGCUCUCGUCACUGCCCGUCCAGGCGCGCGCACACCACCACGCUGCCACCACGCUGCCCACCUCUCGUGGCUCCUCCCCACACUCGUCCGUGAUGUCUACGGGAGACGAGCCGACGUUCCGCGCCAGCGGCAUCAGCGCCUCCUCCAUCGGCUUCCUGUGCGUGGUGGUGGUGAUUGCGCUGCCUUCCGUGGUGGGGUGCCUCGUGUGGGGCCGACAGAGCGCCUCCAAGCGUCCCGCGGACGGGCGAGGAGGGAACGCCCAGAGCGUGCUCCCCAAGAGCGAUGCCGAGUGCAGCGGCGGCGUGGAGAUGACGAAGCUGCAGCACGUGGUGGUGGUGGUGGUGGAGGAGGAGACGUGAGGGGAGGAGGCGAUGGUGGUGUAAUAAAAGACGGCGUCAUUUA